This is a messenger RNA of Gadus macrocephalus (Pacific cod), 3778 nucleotides long. Its product is annotated as E3 ubiquitin/ISG15 ligase TRIM25-like. The transcript is spliced from 12 exons. The record is from RefSeq and is a predicted model, not a curated record. Bases 173 to 2398 code for a protein of 741 amino acids. Lineage: Eukaryota; Metazoa; Chordata; Actinopteri; Gadiformes; Gadidae. Gene Ontology annotation, molecular function: zinc ion binding; protein binding.
GGACUACGAGUCACAUGAUGAGGAAGUGCAACCAAGCGAUACAGGAUGGGCCGCACCUGUAGAGAAAACAACGAAUGGAUUGAAGUGGUUGCCUUGACAGCCUUGUCUGUGCGGGCAUAAAGAUAUAAAGUUUCGUUUCUCCGUAGACUGAGCUCCUCACUAAGCAAUACGCAUGGCCGACGACUGCCAUCAAUACCGGACCCACCUCGCCGUCAAGCUGGAGCUCCAGAAACACACAGCCCUCGGUAACACCAUGGCAGAAAUAGAGUCAACCAGCCAUGAUCAAUAUCUAAAAGAUAUGGAGGACGAGCUCACCUGCAGCAUUUGCCUCUCUCUCUUCCAAUGCCCGGUGACGAUUUCAUGCGGACACAACUUCUGUCAAGACUGUCUUACCUCCAGCUGGAAGGAGAGUUAUGACUGCCCUCAAUGUCGGGCCCACUUCCCCACCAGGCCAGAGCUCAAGAAGAACACGGUACUCAGUACUGUGGUGGAAAAGUUCAGAACCCGCUCCAGUAUGACUGAGUUCGGGCUCGAGAGGAAGGAAGCCGUCAAAAAGCCCAUCGUGAUGUGCGAUACGUGUAUGUCCUCCGAGGCGGACAAGACCUGCCUCACCUGCAUGGCGUCGUUCUGCCUCGAGCACGUUCGGCCCCACCACGACAACCCGAACUACCGCGCGCACCAGCUCAGAGAGCCGCUCGCGGACAUGAGCGAGCGUGUCUGCCCCGACCACCACAAGCUGAUGGAGUUCUUCUGCGUCCAACACAGCCGCUGCAUCUGCAGCUUCUGCCUGCAGCAGGUCCACAAGGGAUGCGCCUUCUCGACUCCCAAUGAACAAAAGGCUCUGAAAGAGUCUGAUUUGAAAUCCAAAUUGUUGUCGCUGGAUUCAAAGAUUGAAAAUACCGAGGCUGCCAUUUCCCAGAUGACAGUGGAAAAGAACAAGUUAAAGGAAUCUGUGACCAGCAGGAAGAAGAUCCUGGAGGCAGAGUACCAGCAGAUCCGAGAGAUGCUGGACAAAGAGGAGCGUGAAGCCAUGAACACAGUGGACCGCCAGCUGCAGAGUGGAGAGGACAAGUACAAUAAGGUCACAAAGAGGUUCUCCCAGAAUAUCCAGGAGAUGGACAAUGCCAAACGCGGCAUCAGCGAUCUGCUGAGUCAGUCAGCCACCCUAGCCUUUCUGCAGGAUUCUUCAGUGGACCUGCCUUCUGUUGUCAAUGCUGAGUGCAAGACUCCUCGGGUGAAUUUGGACAACCCAGACGUGAUUGGCGCCCAGACGUUCGUCGUUGUCUUCAAGGAUUAUCUGUGUGACCUGUUGAAACAACCUGUUGAGAAGAGACUAACGAUACUGAAACCAGAAUUCAAUAAUGGAAUAUUUGCUACUGAGCCACCCCAGGUACCCGAACCUUCCCAAAGCCAUGUUAGGUCUUCCAGCCGCGCGAGGUCCCGUGGUCCAGGUCCGUUGAUGAAUGAGCCAUUCCUGAGUCCUGGGCUAAUCCCGGGUCCCGGGCCCUUCCAUGUUCAACCAGGUUUCUACCCCGGUCCGGGGCCCUUCCCGGUUCCACCAGGUGUCUACCGUGGUUCAGGGCCCCACCAGUUUCCACCAGGUGUCUACCGUGGUCAAGCAGCCUUCGCGGUUCCAAGGUUCCCAGGACCCAGGGGCAGACAUCAGCGGAAACCGGCGCAGGGUCAAAAAGAAAAGGGUGAGACCAAGAUGAAGGCAUCCCGCUCUGUGGAGAACCUUCUGAAUGUAAACAAGAGGGAUCAAUCCAGAGGCCGGACACCUGAACAGAAACCAACAGAGGAUCAAGAAACUUUGAACGUCCCGCCCAGCAUUACCUCCCCCGUAGACAGACACGAGCUGCUCCAAUACGCCACGGUGCUCACCUUGGAUCCAAAGACGGCCCACAGACGUGUGAAGCUGAGCGGCGACCUGACCGAGGCCUCAGUGAUGGACGUGCCAGCGAACUACCCCGACGGCCCUGCGCGGUUCUCCGUCUGCUCCCAGGUGCUGGCCUCCAAGGGUUUCUCAAGGGGGCGCCACUACUGGGAAGUGAAGAUGAGCAGCAACAACUUUGUGGGCAUAGGGCUGUCUUACGAAAGCAUGGAUCGCAAAGGCCCCACCAGUCGCUUGGGCCGUAACGACCAGUCCUGGUGCGUGGAGUGGUUCACCCUGAAGCUGUCUGCCUGGCACGCCAACAGCGAGACGGUGCUGGAGAGUCUCAGUGCCAGCCGCAUUGGCGUGCUGGUGGAUUGUGAUGAGGGAACGGCCACGUUUUACAGCAUUGGUGAGAAGGCGAAUCCCUUCCACACUUUUGUGUUUCCUUUCACACAAGCCGUGUAUCCGGCUUUCUGGAUCUUCUCCAACACCUCUUCCAUCGCCUUGUGCAAGCUGUCUGGCUGAGGGGUGGCUAUGCAUACAUUGGCUUCAUGAGAUGGUACGAUCUACACUAAUACAUUUACUCUUUUCUUGAUACACAGGGACAACACUUAAUUGCUUGAACAAACCAGAUUAUUUAAACACUCAAACAAUUGCACUUUAUUCUACUCGCCAAUCCCUAAAUGUCUCAUGAUUAAUGAAGUUCAAAUGUGUCUUGAAAAGUAAAACACGGGUGCCUUAAGUCUGAUACGUGAGACUGAAUUGUAUGUUAUACACGGGCCGUUUUACAUUCUUUCACUUCAAAUGUGUUUCGACCAAUCAUGUUCCUCCUGGGAGCGGAGAAGUCGCAACUGGAACCAACCUGACAGGCUGCAGCACAGAAAAUGUGACAUGGCUCCCCAUCGAUUGGAAGUGACAAAAAAAAAAAUGUCAAGACGUCUGCCGUCGGUCGAUUAUGCUGUCAUGGCUUUGAUCUUUCAAAAAAGAAAAUACAUGAAUUAGUGCUAGGUGAAAACUCUUGACGUGAACCCAGACUCACCUCUGGCUCUAGAAGAGUUUUAAAACGUGACCUGUAGGCAUUAGUGACGGUGCCAAGGUGGUGGGCAUUGAUGGCAGGACUCUUAUACUGCGCUAUCCCCAUAGUGGUGCUGCAAUAUAAUUAUUCUGUAACGUGUAUGAAGACAAGUGAAAAUCCUGACCGGCCAUCAACGUCCUUAGACGAAGUGUAAAGGGUUAAAAUCCAACCUGUGUGGGAAAUGGGCCACAGUAGAAAUACAUUUGUUAAAGUUGUAUUCUGAACCCUCCAUCUUGCCACGCUCUAAGGAGUUUCUCGCAGACUCUGGACGAAUAUCUCCGUUACCGUCACAGUUACUCCGUCAUAUAUCUAUAUCAGAGAUUACAUAAUUUUAAUCCAAAUGUUAAGGUCAUAUGUAUUGGGUCUUGGGUUUUUAAUUUCAGUGGACCGCUCAAUGGUAUCAAUGACGAUCAGAAGUCGUGGGAACCUUCGCUUUCUUUCGAAUGGUUCAAAUUGGUCGUUACUUUAUGAAGCAAUAAGUAAUGAGAGGCUGUGAUUUAUGAAUGGCGAGGGGGUAUUAUGCACAACCUCAACUGUUAUAUUCCAUUUGAUUUUAAUGUACAUUUAUUUGGAUCAAUUUAUACCUUGUUGGGAUUUGCGCCAUGUAUUAUUUAACUUAUCAAUGUCCUUGUCUGUGAAAUACUCAAUACUGACAUGUUCUUGUUUUAACUGUGUCUGCAACUUUUCUGCGUAUGUGUACUUUGCUGUACUCUUAAUCCCUUAGGUCUGAAGACAACUCUUCAUUCCAGGGGCGCGACCAUCCCUUAAACUCACUGUACAUAUGCUUCAUGUACUGUAUCUGAAUAAACGUUGAAACUCUAGGAGUGCUA